Telopea speciosissima is the source of this 660-nucleotide messenger RNA. Its product is annotated as GDSL esterase/lipase At5g45960-like. Bases 1 to 660 code for a protein of 219 amino acids. Gene Ontology annotation, molecular function: hydrolase activity, acting on ester bonds. The record is from RefSeq and is a predicted model, not a curated record. The transcript has a single exon. NCBI's taxonomy places the organism in Eukaryota, Viridiplantae, Streptophyta, Magnoliopsida, Proteales, Proteaceae.
AUGGAGAAAGUACGUACCAUUUCUAUCACCUUAUUCUUCUUCACUCUAGUUAGUGUCUCCUCUUUCUCUAAUCUUCUUGUAGUAGUGGCUUCUUCUCAAAUUAAUCCUAAGAAUUACAAUAUUACUGCUUUCUUUGUUUUCGGUGAUUCAACUUUAGACCCAGGCAAUAAUGACAGAUUGACCACCUCACUCCGAGGUGAUCAUCCACCAUAUGGCCGUGACUUCAAAGGUGGUAUCGCUACCAGCCGUUUCACAUAUGGAAAACUCAUUACGGACAUAAUUGUUUCGAGUCUAGGGAUUAAGGAUUCUGUGCCAGCCUACCUUGAUCCCAACAUCACCAACCACGACUUGCUCACCGAUGUCAAUUUUUCCUCUGCUGGUACCGGAUUGGACAACAUGACUGCUAACUUAGGAAAUGUAAUACACAUGUCAACUCAAUUGGUUGAGUUCCAAAAAUGCGUAGCUCGGAUCCAGGCUACAGUAGGCAAUGCCACUGCAGCUGAUAUAAUCCAGAAUGCCAUAUUCACAAUUGGUGCUUCAACCAACGAUAUGUUGUUUAACUAUUACGAUAUACCCACAAGGAGGGUGGGGUAUUCGUUGUCGGGUUACCAGGAUUUCCUUCUCAGAAACCUUGAGACUUUUGUCAAGGUACGUAUAUAA